Messenger RNA from Plasmodium vivax (malaria parasite P. vivax), 1185 nucleotides. RefSeq names its product apurinic/apyrimidinic endonuclease Apn1, putative. The coding region runs from base 1 to 1185 and encodes 394 amino acids. The record is from RefSeq and is a predicted model, not a curated record. Gene Ontology annotation, biological process: base-excision repair. Gene Ontology annotation, cellular component: mitochondrion; nucleus. Gene Ontology annotation, molecular function: zinc ion binding; phosphoric diester hydrolase activity; DNA binding. The transcript has a single exon. NCBI's taxonomy places the organism in Eukaryota, Apicomplexa, Aconoidasida, Haemosporida, Plasmodiidae.
AUGAAAGGCACCAAGGGGGAGAAGAAGACGGUGAAGCAGGAAGGGGCGAAGCAGGAGGAGGAGGAGAAAAAGGACGGCGCGCCCACCUCGAAGAAAAAAAUUAACAAAAAGGAAAAAAACAACGCGGUAAAGAAGGAACAAGCAGAAGGAAAAAAGACGAAGAAGGAGAAGAAAAACAGCGCGCAGACCGGAGAAACACCCAAGGGAAGAGACAAACCCGUGGCGGUGUAUCCCCCCAUCCCGAAAAGCUUAGACGACCGAUGGAACGACUUCCGCACGAUUGAAAAAUACACAGAAAUUACUAAUGUCUAUUUAGGGGCGCACAUAUCAGCGGGGGGAGGAGUGCAGAACGCGCCGACGAACUGUUUCAACGUGGCUGGGCAAGCAUUCGCGUUGUUUUUAAAAAACCAGAGGAAGUGGGAGAGUCCCUCCCUCUCCCCUGAAAGUAUAAAACAGUUUGAGCAAAAUUGCAAAGCGUAUAAGUUAGACGCCAAGUAUAUUCUUCCCCAUGGGUCAUACCUAAUCAAUUUGGCAAACCCAGAUGGGGAGAAAAGGGAGAAAUCUUAUCUCUCCUUUUUGGAUGAUGUAAGAAGAUGUGAGCAGUUAAACAUACCGCUUUAUAACUUCCACCCCGGGUCAACAACAGGCAUGUGCUCCCUCGAAGAAGGAAUUAAAAAUGUAGCCGAUUGUAUUAACAGGGUGCACAAAGAAACCUCUAACGUUGUGAUAGUGCUUGAAAAUUCAGCUGGACAGAAAAACUCCGUGGGAUCCAAAUUUGAAGAUUUAAAAAAUAUUAUUUCUCUAAUUGAGGACAAAUCUAGAAUUGGGGUCUGUCUAGAUACAUGCCAUACCUUCGCAGCGGGAUAUGACAUACGCUCCUACAACGGUUUCGAUCUAGUGAUGAAACAGUUUGACGAAAUUAUAGAUGCCAGUUACUUGAAGGCUGUCCAUCUGAAUGACUCCAAGUCGGAACUUGGCAGUGGCCUGGACAGGCAUGAGAACAUAGGCAAGGGGAAGCUCUCUCUGGAGACCUUCAAAUAUGUAAUGACCGCUAGGUACUUUAAGAACAUCCCCAUCAUUUUGGAGACCCCCGAUGUGGCCAAUGACGAGUCGGUCUACAAGUACGAGAUAAGGUUCCUCUACGAGAUGGUGGUGAAUAAUCCCUCUGGGGGGGCAGCCACUUAG